AUGGGUCCCGGUUUGCUCAAAACCGGUGCCAAACAGUGGGUUCAAAUUUCGCGAACCCUUCUUCCCCGCGCCUGCGCCUACAACUCCUUCCCCUCUCUCUCUCUCUCUCCGCUGCACCCACUGCCACCACACCCUCCGGCCACCGGCCACCGUCGACCACCUCCGGCCAUUGCAACCACCACGCGAACGAGCCCCCUUUGCUGCACCUCCAUUUCGCGUCUCUCUCUCUCUCUCGCACGUCUCUCUCUCUCUCUCCGCUGCACCCACUGUCGCGGCGUUGCCUAUGGCCUCGAGGAAACGGACCACCCAUGGUUUUCGACGUCAAUGGGUAACCCUAUCCCUGCGCUUGGAGAAUCUAUCUCUUUUGGGAGAUUUAUGACAGAAAACUUAGAUUGGGAGAAAUGGUCAACAUUCACUCAAAAUCUCUAUGUUGAAGAAGUUGAGAGAUAUUCCAAGCUGGGUUCUGUGGCCGCGAAUGGAACUUUUGAGUUGGAAUUCAUCCUCUGAAACGAGUUCAAAAGUGCAAAACGCGUUGAAGAAAACUCUGUAUAUGGCAUCGGUUAUGAAAUAACCGAGGCAUAAAACUGGGUAUAUGGC
This is a messenger RNA of Vigna unguiculata (cowpea), 597 nucleotides long. The record is from RefSeq and is a predicted model, not a curated record. NCBI's taxonomy places the organism in Eukaryota, Viridiplantae, Streptophyta, Magnoliopsida, Fabales, Fabaceae.